Molecule: messenger RNA, 2179 nt
Organism: Portunus trituberculatus (swimming crab)
Lineage: Eukaryota; Metazoa; Arthropoda; Malacostraca; Decapoda; Portunidae
Product: beta-1,3-glucosyltransferase-like
Exons: 13
Coding region: 202-1665 (487 amino acids)
Cellular component (GO): membrane
Molecular function (GO): acetylglucosaminyltransferase activity; N-acetylgalactosaminide beta-1,3-galactosyltransferase activity
Source: RefSeq, a predicted model, not a curated record
GCAAGAUGUAGCGGAUAGAGCCAGAAAUGUAGCGAAUCGUUAGCAUCGCUGGUCAACAAUAACACAGCAAGGCUCGCGUCAGCCGCCGCCGCUUGUCCCGCCGUCAAAGAGUGACAGCACCAAAUUAGAUACUCCAUGUUAUACAAUGGAGAUAUUGUUGGUGUAAGAUGAUUUCCUGAAAGCAUGCUUUGAAAAUCAUCAAUGUGCAGUGGGAGUUGUCAGCAUGCACAAUACGAGGACCUUCAACACGCAGUGAAGAAGCAAAGUCUCUGUACACCCUACAGGAUGAAGAUUGUGGCGGGCACCUUAAGGGUGUUCCUUAUGGUGAUGGUGUGGAUCACUAUUGGUGCAUCAACCUCCUCACAAAUUACAGAGAGUUUGGUGUUUGUAAUUGUGGAUGCAGAGAACUCGGCACCUGAUGCACACAACAUGGCUGCCAGUCUUACUUCUCAGGCUGCUCAGCUGGAUGUGCCUGUUGUAAUCUACAAUGCAUCCAGGGAGUGGCCAGAUGUGGGUUCCUGGACCUACUUUGCAAUGUUAGAUAGACUGGACAGUAAGCAUGGGAACAGCAAGAGCUGGAUAGUGUUUGUUGGCAAACAUACCUCAGUAAGGAUGGCUAACCUGCUGCAAGUGCUCCACACCAAGGAAUCUUCACAGCUGGUGUUCAUGGGCCGGGGUCUACAGGAUCAAGAGGAAACCAUCAUCCACCACUUUGCUCAUGUGGAUCCAAAGCAACCCUUCCUUUACCCAGAUGUCAGAGCUGGCAUGAUCCUUUCAGGGCCACUCAUCACCAGACUAGCCAAGAAGUGGGUAGAUUUGAAGACAAAGGCAGCCAGAGAAAUUAACAUUGAUGCUUCUCAUGAGUUUGCAAGCUUUGUAAAGUCAGCAGGCAUAGAGUUGACCACAGACCCAGCCUUUUGUGUGAAGGAUGAGGAGCACUGUGCCAUUAUAUACUCCCCACCAACUAAAUGUGGCAAAGCUGUAGAUGUGAACAAGAUCCAUUUUGCUAUCAAGAGUUGGCACCAGAACCACAAUAAGCGACUGCCUAUCUUGUAUGGCACUUGGCUGAAGCAAGUCACUAACUAUGCCAUUUAUAGUGAUGUUGAAGACUCAUCUUAUGGAACAGUGUCACUUGGAGUGCCGAACACUGAACAAGGACACUGUGGCAAGACAGUGGCAAUAAUCAAACAUGCAUCCCAAAUGGAAGGGCUGCACUGGUUAUUCAUAGCAGAUGAUGACACACUCCUCAGUAUUAGGGAAUUGAGUGAACUGCUGGCCUGCCACGAUCACACUCAGCCAGUGGCACUUGGAGAGAGAUAUGGAUAUGCAGCAGCUUUUCCUCAUGGUUAUGAUUAUAUAACUGGUGGAGGAGGCAUGGUCUUCAGUAAACCACUGGUGGAAAUGUUGGCAAGCCCUGGUGUGUGUGAGUGUCCCAGCAAUGAUACACCAGAUGACAUGUUUCUGGGCAUAUGUCUCCGCAUCCUUGGUGUUCCCAUCACACACUCUUCUGCUUUUCACCAGGCUCGUCCCAUGGACUAUCCUGUGGGUAGGUUGGAAGGAGAAUGGCCUGUCUCCUUUCAUAAAUUUUGGAUGGUGGAUCCUUAUCUUGUAUUUUCCCAUUGGCUCCAACCCAGACCUUCCACUCACCCUACAGAUGAACUGUAGGGUGAAUGUUGCUGCUGCAUUUCAUGGUCAAUCAAGGUUUAUAAUAACUGACAAAAACUGCCAAGAUAUUAAUUCUCAGCACAGAUUUAGAUAAGUCAGUCAUGGUUUGUUUGGGGACUGAGAACCCAGAUGAUAAAAUGAUCCUAAUGUGUAUCAAAAUUAGAGGGACUACCAUAAUACAUGAUUUGUACAACAUUGCUAGAUCAUCAAAUCACAUCAGCACCACCUCUUGUGAUAUACUCAGUCCAUGUCAAAAUAACUAUUCAUUCAAGUAAGGGAAUCUGCCUGGAGAGUAUUGGAGGCUGGGAGAACAUGCACCUGUUGGGCCUUGCUAAAGUUGUACACCUGACCAGGGCUGAAGGGCUGCAGGCGAGGCACUGAUGAAGCACUCCCGACAUGCUCCAUCUUCCUCCCACCCUCUGUCAACACAUUUUGUAAUGAGCUUAAAUAUGUUAUUUUGUUAUUUUAUGACACAUAAUUGUAAUUUUAAAAUUAAAAUAGUAUGUCAUGCAAA